CUGUCCCUCACAGGAGCGCGGCCUGCAGUACCCUUCGCCUCCCCCUGUAACUCCCGAUCGGCUCCCCGGCAGGAACAGCACAUUUCUGCCUUGCCCACACUCGGCUCUCUCCCGGCUGUGGCACAACGCGGAGGGCGCCUGCGCUACCCUCCCGUUCCAGGAGGCCGGGCCGCGCCUGCGCUGGCGGCGGAGCCGGAGCCAUGUUCGGCCGCGGAGCCGCCGCUCGCCUCAGCCAUGUCCGGCGGGCAGCGGCGCCCGGGCGGCGGGGAUCCGGCCGGGCUGCGCAGUUCUGUGCAACAUCCACACUGCUGGCACCAAGAACAGGAAUGUAGAAGCUGGAAUGAUUCAGAUUCUUUGGUGUUUGAGGAAUAUCAAUGUGAGCAUUCAGACCAAUGGCUGGAGAGCUCUACAGCACCAGAACAUUCUAGGUCUCUUUCUAGCUGCCCCAGCUGGGAAGGUAGAAUUGAAGAAGGCAAAACAAUGAGGACAUCAAAUAAAAAAAUGACAAACGAUUCUCCUAAUCCAGCUGAAAGGGAAACAGAUGAAGUGGUUCUGAGGAGAAGACAAAAACAGAUCAAUUUUGGAAAGAAUACCCUUGCAUAUGAUAGAUACAUUAAAGAAGUUCCAAAGAAUCAGCGAAUACCAGGAGUUCAUCCUAGAACUCCCAACAAAUUUAAGAAGUACAGCCGUAGAUCCUGGGACCAGCAGAUCAGGCUGUGGAAGAUAGCACUGCAUGCCUGGGAUCCUCCUGCUGAAGAGACCUGGGAUCUGCAGCCAGUUAGUACAGAACCCUCAGGCAGUUCCCAGGAAUGGUUCUACAAAGAUCAGGAUGUUUCUGCCUCCUUUGUGUUUGACGAAAAGCAGAAGAGAAAUGAAUGUGAAGACGAAUUCAGGCAGACUGACUACACACCUGAGAGUCCCUGUUCAUCCGAUUCUUCUCCAGUAUGGAAACGCAGAAAAAGAAAUAAUUCUGAGUCCUCUGUGGUUUCAGAGAGCAAAGCCCCUUAUGUGCAGAUGUACCACACACUGGAAAGCUUUACUGACUCAGGACAUCAGGAGGCUUUUUCAAAAUGCGCAGAGUGGGAAGCCUUUGAUGAAGAUGAUGAAGUAAUGACAGUACAGCAAGGUAUAGAAAUAACAAGUGACCCAAUUCCAGCGGGUUGUUCUUCAGGGUUGAACAAUCCGAAACAGAAAAAAUCCAACUUCUUUCUGCCUGACAGCAAAACUUGCAGAGACACAGACUGCAGGCUGGAGAGGCUUAAACUUUGUAGCAGUUUCUUGGAAGGACAUCGGUCAGAAUACCCUGAAGGAGGAUGGGGAAGUGCAAAUGCUGAAGAUACAAUAAUGAGGAAAAAAAUUUAAAUACCAAGUCUCUCUUUGUAUAUAGAAGUAUUGAAGAAGGAAUUUCUCCUGUGACAGAAAAAGACUUGAAGAAUAGGGAUGUAGUCUGAGAUCAGCUGAUCAAGUCUUGGAAAACUGGUGCUGUCAUGUAGGAUCUGCACUGCAAGAGGAAGAGAUUUACAGUCAGCAAACGUGCAAUCAACACAAGGUGAAAUUAUUCAGGUUUCUCCAGAUCUUUAUAAGGAUAGAUUGUUUUCUACAAGCUGUGCCUCAAGUGUAAAACUUCAGAUUUCAUGAAGCCUGUGCUACAGUGACAAUGGAUGUUCCUUAAAGCUUUUGUGAGAAAGUUUCUGCUGUCCCUGCAUUCGCAGGUGACAUGUGCAUCACAUUGCAAAGGCUACUUCAGGUGAUGGAUCCUGCCAUUCCAUAUGGAGAUCUUGCUCCUAAAUGCUACGCCAGGGAAUUGGUUCAGUAUUCAGUCAAACUGAGGAAUGUCAGCCCUAAAACCAAGGAGUCCCUUUGCUUUACUGGACCAGAAUUGUACAUCCAGCCUGAAGAACUGCUUCAGAAGAAUGUAGAUAAUUUCAACCUUUCUCCAGUUGUUAAAGACAAGCUGUUCAGAACUUUUGGAGUGGGUGGUCAUCCAUUUGGCCUGUUUAUUGUUCUCUGAGAUGUAUUAAGAUAGCAUUUGCCUAAGCCAAGUGAGAGAAGAGAAAGGAAAAGGUGAUAGUUUAUCAGAAUCAGAUCCUUUUCUUGAAGGGGCUGAGCGACUGCUAGAACAGUAGCACAGCUUAAAUACCCAGAUUUUGCUUUUACGUGUUUUGCAGCCUGACCCAAAGAGCCAGUCUCCUGUUAAAGAGUGUAAGAGGAUGAUUUCAGUGCCUGCUGUUCCUACAGGAACUGGGGGUGAGAAGCAGUAUUUGCAGAUGUGGAGCUGCUCUUGUCCAGUCUGAGGGAUAUGAUGGUGCUGGGAUAGGUUCUCCUUUGUUUUACUCUUCCAGCAGUGUGCUCAGAAGAUUGAAGUGAGAGCUGUGGCUACAGUGGUUUAUACAAAAUUCAUGUGCCAGUUACAGGAACUUUAUAGUCCUUGUGGCAUUUUGUGUAGCAUGUCCUGGGAUACCAAUGUCUGCUAGAGCUGGGAGUUGUCUCUCUGCAGGAGUUUGGUUUGGCUUUUUUGCCACAGUCUUGCCGUGGGGCUGGCAGUACCCAAGGGCUAAAAUCCCACUGUGCUGCUGAUUUGAAAGUAAGCUCCUUCCCCAGAAACUACUCCCAGUUCCAAAACGUUAUUUCCAGGUGUGCUCAGGCAUUUAUCCCAGCACAAGGGUGGCUCAGUCACACACCACGGAGCACAGAGUGUGUGUAUGCAAGGGACACAUCUGUACAGCACUUUUUUUAAGAAGUAAUAUUUAGAACCUUGUUGUUCCAAUGUGCAUGCUUCCAUGUGACUUAUGAUGAUUGUAAAUAAGGGAAUGUGUUACUUUUUUGGCUUUUUGCCUUUAUGCAGAAGAAUUAAAGACUUUAAAAAU
Messenger RNA from Pseudopipra pipra, 2867 nucleotides. Its product is annotated as histone RNA hairpin-binding protein-like. Gene Ontology annotation, molecular function: histone pre-mRNA stem-loop binding; mRNA binding. The transcript has 12 exons. Gene Ontology annotation, biological process: mRNA transport; mRNA 3'-end processing by stem-loop binding and cleavage. Gene Ontology annotation, cellular component: cytoplasm; histone pre-mRNA 3'end processing complex. Bases 235 to 1362 code for a protein of 375 amino acids. NCBI's taxonomy places the organism in Eukaryota, Metazoa, Chordata, Aves, Passeriformes, Pipridae. The record is from RefSeq and is a predicted model, not a curated record.